ACUCUAUCUCCAGCUCUGGCCAAAUAAAUAAAUGAAUAAAUAAAAUAAGUUUAGAUGGCUAAGAAAAGUGGUGCAGAGAAUGGACAGGGCUUCUGCCCCGUAAAAUUAGCUGAGUGUAUUAAUCAUAAGGCAGAAGGCUGCAUCUGACUGUGGGCUUUAGUAACCGGAACCAUCUGCCUCUACGCUAAGAGUUCGCCCUCUAAUCCAGCUUACAACUAGCAAAAGCACUCUCCCCUAUCCUGUGCCCUUGGACCGAGGAAGCUGCGCAAAUCCUUCGCUCCCAAAUGUGUGGCCGUGGUUGAGAACAUUUGGAGGCUUUACUUUGGUCUGGCUUUGUUUACUGUCAGGCUUUAACUGGGUUUCAGCUCUCUAAGGGCAGAGACCAUGGCUUUCUUUGUGAAAAAUAUGAUAAGUAACCAAGUAAAGAAUUUAGGAUUUGGAGGUGGGUCUGAAGAAAAGAAAGAAGAAGGAGGGACCUCGGACCCCGCAGCAGCUCAAGGGAUGACUAGAGAGGAAUACGAGGAAUACCAGAAGCAGAUGAUUGAAGAGAAGAUGGAGAGAGAUGCUGCAUUUACUCAGAAAAAGGCAGAGAGGGCAUGCCUCCGAGUCCACCUCAGGGACAAAUACAGGCUCCCAAAGAGUGAAAUGGAUGAGAUGCAAAUCCAAUUGGCUGGGGAUGACGUGGAUUUGCCGGAAGAUCUCCGAAAGAUGGUAGAUGAAGACCAAGAUGAGGAAGAAGAGAAGGAUUCUAUCCUUGGGCAGCUGCAGAACCUCCAGAACAUGGACUUGGAUGCCAUUAAAGAAAAGGCACAAGCCACCCUCACAGAAAUCAAGCAGUCAGCAGAACAGAAAUGUUCUGUGAUGUGAGGGGUGGUGGGGUAAUGGAAGGAGAGAGGGAGGUCACCUGCAGGAAGACAGGUCUCCUGGGGGUGGGGGGUGACCAUGAUGCAUCAGAGCAUAGCAAAUACAUUUAGGGAAGCCAUGAUGAUAAAGCUGUCUACAAACACGUAGACCACAAUUCAGGCAAUCUUGAUGUACCUAACAGAGCACCAACUAGCUCUUGCAGCAGGUAACAUACUUCCUUUUUCAUUAUAGCCAUGAGUAGCUAGGAAGUACCAGCUCUAAAUUAUGGUGCAGAGCCAUCUGGUUAAAGGUCUUUCGGACAGCCAGAAGGAACCAAAAACAAGAGCAAGUAGAAUUUCCUCUCCACUGUCUUUCCUAGUGAGCAGGGUCUCACAAUGUCCAACCGGUUAUAAGAGUGAUGCCAGUUACCUACAGAGAAAGGCACCUAUUACUAGGACUACAGGCAACAGAGAAAUCAAACAACAAACCACCUCUUAUUCCCAGCAUCCUUGAUAUCUAUGAUGUUUUUUUCUUAAAUUUGGCUUAGACAUUGUGCAAGUCACUUCUCUUCUGUGAUCAGAUACCUGACAGAAACACGGUAAAGAGAAGAAAGACCUACUUGAGCCCACUGUUCAGAAGGUCCACUCCAUGGUUGCUUGGCUCCAGGGGAUUGAGCAGGAAGGAGACAGGAUGGAGUGGAGAGCCAAGAACUAGAAACACCCAGUGAUCCACUUCCUUCAGCUAGGUCCUACCACCCAAGAUUUCCAGAACCUCAAAAAACAAAUCGCUAACCGGACAUUUCAUCUUGACAACCCCAAAUUUCCCAAUAACCAUUUGCCAUUGUCCCUCCCAAUGAAGACUACCAGCUUGAGGACAAGCUCCCAGCACAUGAUCCUUUUAGGGAACAUUGCCGGUCUGAGCUAUAGCAGACAUGAUUUCAGCCAAGUGGCAGUGGUGGUUAGGAAUGUGGUCAAAAAUAAGAAGCAGAGGCAGAAAGUAGACUUCACCAGCCCUCUGCACUGGGGGUCAUCAGCAGGUGCAGAAUGACCUUGAAGGAGGUGAGGUUCAAGAGUGAGGGAUGCUAAGAGAGCCGUUUCUACCUGUGAGUGGAGCAUGCUUCCUCUGAACUCUGAUAGCUGUGGGGGCACAGGGUAGACAAACAGAACUAACAAUUCAGUAAAGCUGACAUUCUUUAUCCACUUAGCUUCCCUCUCCCUGUUUCUUUUCCCAUUGCUCUAAGUUCUACUCCGCAGCUCGCCUUCCAGGACAUUACAACGACAUUCUGAACUAUUUCUCCGGGUUGACACCGGUGUCUUUUUCCCAACACCAGCUCAUUCAAAGACAGCGAAUCGACGCUUUGCCUCCAAAACACUUAGAGCUGUUUAGCCAACACCAAUCAAAACAAAACAAAAGGGGCUUUUUAGUGAAUCUGUUUGUCCUAGGACACAAAUAAGGGUAGAGGACCAUUUUAUCAAGAAGAAAUUCUCUAUUAGAGGGUAAUAAGAUAAAGAUACGGGUCAUACCUGGAUUCAUGGGUUCAGUGUAUAAAAUGCAGCUUCAUGCUAUAAAGGCAUGUGAAUAAAACCAAGUAGUGAAGUUCAGAACUGAUGGCCCUUACCAAUGUUUGGCUCUGCCCAGAAAGUCCUGGUGAUUAUUGGUGCUGUGUGUGAGGCUGAUUCACCUUGUAGCAGCCACAGCCCCUCACACCACGGACACACUCUAAAACCACACCCUUCUAUCAGAACUAGUAUGAGUUGUUUUCAUUUUACAUAAGGAACCUUAAAAUAUACUUUUAAAUGACAUGUUAAGUGGAUGCCUGUCACUGUCCUAUAGUCAAUGGGGUGGUGGGCUGGGCUGGGUGAGGGGUGCUGUGUCUGCCUGAGAUUUGGGCUUUUUUUCUUUUGUGACAUAAAACGCAUGUCUAAUUAUUCAACAGAGCACCUGCAGGAUGGUACAAAGAUUCACUUUCCUAUACAAUAUGAAACCAACAUGCCUAAGGACAUCACUAAAUUGUCACUUCAUCUUGACAGACCAAGUUACCACAAUACCAUUUGGUCACUGCCCCAGUGGAGCAGUAUGCCCUGCAGAGGACUGGCCACGAUUCCACUUGAGUCACAAUAUGCCACACCAUAGCACCACUACACACCAAACCACAGCACCACUACAAAACAGCAGCAUUCAUAACACCACAGCACAUUAGCACAGCAUAGCACCGCAUUACACCACAACACUGCCCACCGGACUCUGCCAUACCAUACCACAGCAUAGCGUCACAGGACCCCAUAAUGUAAUCGUCAAAGCACACCACCCCACACAGAGUAUGCAUGCUGAGUUACAGCAUGACACAUGCCAAGCACUAACUUUGACCACACCCCAGAACAUCAUGCCAGAUCAUAUUACCUCAGUUAACACCAAACCUCAAGUUCAUGGAAUGAGGUGGGGAGGAUGUGUAUAUUAAG
Mesocricetus auratus (golden hamster) is the source of this 3302-nucleotide messenger RNA. It is a transcript of the gene Cplx4, whose product is annotated as complexin 4. Gene Ontology annotation, molecular function: syntaxin binding. The coding region runs from base 385 to 867 and encodes 160 amino acids. The record is from RefSeq and is a predicted model, not a curated record. Gene Ontology annotation, biological process: synaptic vesicle exocytosis; neurotransmitter transport; regulation of neurotransmitter secretion. NCBI's taxonomy places the organism in Eukaryota, Metazoa, Chordata, Mammalia, Rodentia, Cricetidae. The transcript is spliced from 3 exons. Gene Ontology annotation, cellular component: terminal bouton; SNARE complex.